CGGCUCGCUCUCGCUCUCUUCGCCUUACUUCUCUCCUGAGCUCCACCUCAACCCCGUGCUCGCUACGCUUCCUCGAGCUCCGUUCCCUUCGCUCUGGUUUCGCGUGGGGGGCUACGCUAGCGCGGGUCUACGGGUCUAGAUGGAGUAAAUUUUCAUUCAUUCUGGGCAUGUCGCGUUGCUUUUGGCGGUUCUGGCGGCGGUGAAAAAAGCUUUCUUUUUUCCUUUCUGGGGGCUCGUGAAGGUGAAACGCUUAUCUACUACUGUCUGCCCCGUGCCCCGCCGACGCUGAGGCCCGACCUCAGUUCCAAAAUCCGUACUCGGCUCGGCGUGCCUGUCCUUCGGAGGAUUGGAGUCCACUGUGCUGGCGGCUGGCCUCGUGCGUCGCUUCCUGGUUCGUGGCUGCGUGUGAUUGGGACUGGAUCCAGGCAGCGAGCCUCUCGUGGAUUUGGCCCACUAGUAUAUCAGCUUGGAGUUGAGGAGAAUGGCUGUUGGUGGGACUCAACCAGUCCUUAGGAAGUACCUAGGCGCCCUCAAGGACACGACGACUGUGAGCUUGGCAAAAGUGAACAGUGAUUAUAAGGAAUUGGACAUUGCAAUCGUCAAGGCCACAAACCAUGUUGAGCGCCCAUCGAAGGAGAAGUACAUAAGAGAAAUUUUCCAUUCCAUUUCUGCUGCUAGGCCACGGGCAGAUGUAGCCUAUUGCAUUCAUGCCCUUGCUAGACGUCUUUCGAAGACGCGCAACUGGGCGGUUGCGCUCAAGACAUUGAUUGUCAUUCAUCGCGCCCUUCGGGAAGUUGAUCCCACUUUUCGUGAAGAGCUUAUUAGUUAUGGCAGAUCUAGGUCCCAUAUGUUGAACAUGGCCUACUUUAAGGAUGACUCUAGUGCAGAAGCUUGGGAUUAUUCUGCAUGGGUGCGCAUUUAUGCUUUAUAUUUAGAGGAGAGGCUCGAAUGUUUCCGAGUGUUGAAGUAUGAUGUAGAAACAGAUCCUCCGAGAACUAAGGAUCUUGAUACUGUUGCUUUGCUUGAUCAUCUACCAUCAUUGCAGCAACUCCUUUUCCGUCUUCUUGCUUGCCAGCCACAAGGAGCGUCGUCUUACAAUGUUAUAAUCCAGCAUGCACUCUCAAUGGUUGCUUUAGAGAGUAUUAAGAUCUACACUGCGAUUAGUGAUGGAACAAUCAAUCUAGUUGACAAGUUCUUCGAGAUGCAAAGAAAUGAUGCUGUUAGGGCACUUGAUGUAUACAAAAGAGCAACUAACCAGGCUGAACGACUUUCAGAGUUUUAUGAAGUGUGCAAAACUAUACACAUUGGGCGUGGUGAGAAAUUCCUGAAAAUCGAGCAGCCUCCAGCAUCAUUCCUGAAUACCAUGGAGGAGUAUGUUAGAGAUGCUCCAACAGGUCAAAAAGAGAAGGCUAUACUAGCGAUAGAAUACAAAAAAGAGCCAGAGGAGGAAGAAAAACCGUCCUCACCUCCUGCGGCUCCAGAACCAGAACCGGAACAAGUGCCUGAGCCAGAACCCGAGCCAGUGAAAGAGGAAGCACCAGAAGCUGAACCAGAUUUGCUGGGUCUGAACGAACCCAACCCUGCUGCAACUGCGAUAGAAGAGCAGAAUGCUUUGGCGCUAGCCAUUGUUCCGAUAGAUGAUGCUCCGAAAGCUGCUCCCACUUUUGGAAAUGGAGUCACUGGCUGGGAACUGGCCCUUGUGACAGCACCAAGUUCAAAUGAGACCGCCGUUGCCCCAAGCAAGAAACUGGCCGGUGGUCUGGACUUGCUGACCCUUGACAGCCUGUACGACGAGGCGAACCGGAGAGCGAGCCAGCCAGCAAGCUACAACCCCUGGGAGGCGACCCCCGCCGCGCCUGCCCCGAUGAUGACCAUGGCGCCGGUGAUGCACGACCCGUUCUACGCCUCGAACGGGUACGCUGCGCCGCACGGCGUGCAGAUGGCGGCGAUGGCGCAGCAGCAGCAGGCCUUCAUGCUGCAGCAGCAGCAGAUGAUGACGAUGGCCCCGGCGCAGCCGGUGGUCCACCACCCGAUGCAGAUGCAGCAGAACCCCGCGAACCCGUUCGGCAACCCCUUCGCGGCCGCCGGCAUGCCGCUCCACGCCGGGCCCGGCAACGUGUACACGGGGCUGAUCUGAUCCGGUCCGGCGGUCCAUUUCUUGGUCUGCAUUAGCGCUGCUGUUACCACAUCAUUCAUUCUUUUUUGCCCGAGUUUUCUUGUUGCCAUUGUGAGAAGGAAAUUUGUAGCACAGACACAGACACAGGUAGAGUGUAUUAUAGCGUCGGUCGGAGUGUAUAGCAAGCAGGGGGUCGUCAUCAGUGGUAUCCCGUACGUAGAAGGUGAUUGCAUGUAUAUUAUACACACAGAGUUUGGUCACCUGUUCAUGUGCAGUUGAGAGUCCAUUCUUGCGGCGAGGAGACGCGGCACGGCGCCACGUCGAGAUUGAGAUUGGAUUAUUCUUAACAUUGGAUACGGUUGAAUAAUGCAGCAGCCAUUCUUUUUAGCA
Zea mays is the source of this 2506-nucleotide messenger RNA. RefSeq lists its product as uncharacterized. Gene Ontology annotation, biological process: clathrin-dependent endocytosis; clathrin coat assembly; vesicle budding from membrane. The transcript is spliced from 16 exons. Bases 482 to 2137 code for a protein of 551 amino acids. Gene Ontology annotation, cellular component: clathrin-coated pit; clathrin-coated vesicle. The record is from RefSeq and is a predicted model, not a curated record. NCBI's taxonomy places the organism in Eukaryota, Viridiplantae, Streptophyta, Magnoliopsida, Poales, Poaceae. Gene Ontology annotation, molecular function: clathrin heavy chain binding; 1-phosphatidylinositol binding; phosphatidylinositol-4,5-bisphosphate binding.